Messenger RNA from Closterium sp. NIES-65, 369 nucleotides. The record is from the annotation of a GenBank genome assembly. NCBI's taxonomy places the organism in Eukaryota, Viridiplantae, Streptophyta, Zygnematophyceae, Desmidiales, Closteriaceae.
AUGGCCGACCUAGUUGGUUUUGAGUCGGUCGGUGCGGCGUCUGCCCCCAGUGGGAGACGUCGCUCUAGCAAGGGCAAAGGGGGCAGGAGCGGUGGUGGAGGCGGCGGGGGCGGUGGGAGCGGCGGUGGAGGCAGCGGAGGAGGUGGGGGUGGUAGCGGGAGUGGUGUCGGGAGUGGAGGUGUCAGCGGCGGCAGUGGAGGCGGGGGUGGCAGCGGCGGUGGUGGUGGGGGUGGAGGCGGAGGCGGCGGUGGCGGCAGCGACGGUGGGAGUGGCGGUGGCAGCGGAGGUGGUGGCGGCGGCGGCGGAGGAGGCGGCGGAGGAGGUCGUGGCUCGUCGCAGAGGAGUGGCUCCGGUGGCGGGCAGGAGUAG